Molecule: messenger RNA, 513 nt
Organism: Closterium sp. NIES-65
Lineage: Eukaryota; Viridiplantae; Streptophyta; Zygnematophyceae; Desmidiales; Closteriaceae
Source: the annotation of a GenBank genome assembly
AUGCACAUGAGCAAUGACUGGCUCGUGACGAGCUGCGAAACUCCUCAACCAGGAACGAACAUGGCACAAAAGCCCUUCCCUUCCGUCUGCCCACUGGUUGGCAACCAGUCCUCUCCAGAUUUACCCCUACCACCCCCCCCCUCCCCCUCCCUCCCUCCCCCCCUCUCCCCCCCUCCUCCCCCUCUCCCCCCCCCCCUCCCCCCCCCUCUCCCCACCCCCCCUUUCCCACCCCCCUCCCAAUCCCCCCAAUCCUUCCCCCCCCUUCCCCCCCCUCCCCUCCCCCUCUCCCCCCCCCCCUCUCCUCCACUCCUCCCUCCUCCCCUCCCCCCCUCUCCUCCCCACCUCCUCCCGCCCCCCCUCGCCUCCCCCCCAUCCUCCCCCCCCUCUCCCCCAACCCCCCCCUCCCCUCCCUCUCUCCCCUCUCUUCGUUUAAUUUUACACCCUUUUCUCGGGUACAUUUGCUCGAGUGGCCAGGCGUGGACUCGGCCGUUCUGUCAUGCUCCCGCUGCAUAG